UUUUGUUUUGGUAGCACACCGCAUAAUUUGGAUCACAUUAAAAUAAGGUAAAUGUAACUGUCUUGCAUAAUACACUAGGAAACAAGCAGAGCCACGAGCAGAACCAGAAUCCACACUACCACCGGCUUGGCGAACGCAUAAGUGAACAGUAUGAGUGAGGUUUCGAAAAAAGCUGCCUCUAACGGUCAUGAGAAGAUGGUGAUUUCCAAAGAACAUCAGGCAAAGAUUGCUGAGCUGAGAAGGUUGAUAGGGCCAUUAUCAGCUAAGGAAUCUCUGUACUGUACUGAUGCAUCCAUCGCAAGGUAUUUAAGCUCACGAAAUUGGAAUGUCAUCAAGGCAGCUCAAAUGUUGAAGCAGAGCCUAAAAUGGAGAAAAGAAUACAAACCUGAAGAGAUUCGCUGGGAAGAGGUUGCUGAUGAAGCAAAGACAGGGUUGAUGUAUAAACCAAAUUAUCAUGACAAAUAUGGGAGAUCAGUGCUUGUAAUGAGACCUUGUCUCCAGAAUUCCAAGUCAACACAAGGACAGAUUAAGCAUUUUGUGUACUGCAUGGAGAGCGCCAUUUUCAAUCUUGCACCAAACCAGGAACAGGUGGUCUGGUUGGUAGAUUUCCAGGGUUUCAAGUUGUCAAAUAUAUCAGUCAAGGUUGCUCGCGAAACUGCCCAUGUGGUGCAAGAGUAUUAUCCAAAGCGGCUGGGCUUGGCAAUACUGUACAAUGCACCCAUGAUCUUCCAACCAUUUUUCUCGAUGGUAAAGCCCUUUUUAGAGACUGAGACUCAUAACAAAAUAAAGUUUGGCUAUUCAAACGACCACAGUACAAAGAAGAUUAUGGAGGAUUUGUUUGAUCAGAGUAUUCUUGAAUCUGCAUUUGGGGGGAAAGGAGAAACAGGAGUUGACAUUAAUAAAUAUGCUGAGAGAAUGAAAGAGGAUGACAGUAAGAAACUUUCUUUCUGGACACCGGUCAAGUCUCUGUCAUCAGUUUCACACAAUGCCCCCUUAGAUUCAAUCAGGUUAGAUGCAGAUUCUGAUGCUUCCAACAAUGAGAAAAUUCUUGUUCCUAACUGAUCAAUACAUCUUGGUGUCUUUAAAAUUCGAUCGCAUUGGGAUGAGAAAUUACAUACGUAAUCAGUGUUGAGUCAAUUGUAAUGCAGCAGGAAACUAUGACGCUAUAGUUUGAAGCCUAAUUCAAGAACAUUAUGUAUCAACUUUAUGUAUGAUUAAUGAUGACAACAACAUUGCCUAGUGGCUUGAAGCUUCUGAGCUUCGACAUUGGCAAGAAAUUCAUAUCAGCUUCUUAUGUGAUUGACAAUA
Messenger RNA from Vigna radiata var. radiata (mung bean), 1308 nucleotides. RefSeq names its product random slug protein 5. The transcript has 6 exons. The coding region runs from base 151 to 1062 and encodes 303 amino acids. The record is from RefSeq and is a predicted model, not a curated record. NCBI's taxonomy places the organism in Eukaryota, Viridiplantae, Streptophyta, Magnoliopsida, Fabales, Fabaceae. Gene Ontology annotation, molecular function: phosphatidylinositol transfer activity.